Schizophyllum commune H4-8 is the source of this 1848-nucleotide messenger RNA. RefSeq lists its product as uncharacterized. Gene Ontology annotation, molecular function: protein binding. Lineage: Eukaryota; Fungi; Basidiomycota; Agaricomycetes; Agaricales; Schizophyllaceae. The transcript has a single exon. The record is from RefSeq and is a predicted model, not a curated record. The coding region runs from base 218 to 1666 and encodes 482 amino acids.
CCACCCUUCCAGGAGUGGCACGGUCAGUACCGCCCAUUAUUUACGGGCUAAAACGCUCUGAUGAUUCAAUGCCUAGGCUACGUCUACACUCUGCGUCUUCUGUCGCUUGCUGCGAGCUCAUAAAUUCCUCGGCGCAAACAUCGACUCCAUCCUCUCAGGGUCACCAACUCGCCCACCCUUCGCCCACCAUUCCUGCCGUAUCUCGAAAGAACAGAUCAUGGAAUUUUGCACAUUGACUCACCCUGCGCAUGCUCCUCCGUCGCAAGCCGAGGUCGUCUCGUUCCCGUUCGUGCCACCCGUUCAUCACUUGCCCGUCGAAUUGCUCUCCAAGAUCUUCGUGGAACUCAGCGAGGCUCAGGUGGAUUUGUCUUGCAAGAAGUCGUGGCCAUGCUUCAUGCCCCAUAUGAUGGCCACUACAGCUGCUUGUGUAUGCAGGCGGUGGCGUGCAGUCGCACUCGACACAGCGGACCUCUGGACGUACAUUUUCAUCGGACCCGAAACGCGCCAUGUCGAGGCGCUCAUUGAUACAUGUGUCGCUCUCUCGAGAGAUGCCGGACUAUACAUCUUCUGCGAUGCUCAGUCGCCUGCGCCACUUACGCGGCUUCUUCAUCACUGCGCGCGAUGGGUCAGCCUGACCAUCACGGGCCUUGCAAACUAUGAUCUCUCCUUCCUCGCCGAUCAGCGCUACACCUUCGAAGUGCUGGAUUAUGUGGGAAUCAAGAGGUUCGACGAGAUGAAGCCGGGCACGCUCUCCUUUCUCAGCAAUGCCCCUCGGCUCACGGAGCUCGACGUUUUCUUCGUCGGGGCUGAUUUCGUCGACCCUCGACUGCCCAUCAUAACCAGCAUGGAGUUAUUUGAGCUCACGACUCUGGACCCUUGCCACUCUUCUAUUGCCUUGAGCGUCUUGACUCAUUCACAUGCUACACUGACAGAUGUCAGGCUGUCCUUUCCGUUCCCUGAAGCGGGUUUGCAGUAUUCUGGUCCCCCGAUAUACAUUCCCAAUCUCCGGACCCUCCACGUUAUCGACACGUCUCUCUUGCUUCUGCCCUUCAUCGUUGCGCCACAGCUCGGUACCCUCCUGAUGGACUUGGCUGGAGAAGUCAUGCUGGCGUCGUACCCCUUUGAUUCUCUCCUCCACUUCCUCUCUUCUCCGCAAAACAAACCUUGUGCACUGAAAUUUCUCCAAAUAUCGUCUUUGCAUCUGGAGCUUGACGAGGAAGAUAGUCGAGGCCUCUUGAGAUGCCUCGCUUACGCGACGAGUUUGAGAACUCUCGUCGUCACCGUCAGGCGGUCGCCAUUUGCGGUCAUGGAUGAUGGAGAGUCUUCUCUAAACGAGAUUCUACUUCCAGGCCUCAGGAUCGAGACCGACAGCAGCACUUUUCUCCUACCGAGGUUGCGAAACCUCCACUGGUUUUUCGAUGAGGACCCUCGAGGACUACCAUCCGCCGCGGUCGUCGCUCACCGUUCCGCUCUCCUGGAAGUUGCUCGCUCCAGGAUGAAGCCUCGGUCCUUUUUCGGGCAAGACGUCGUUGCGCUACGGUGCUUUUGCACGCACUUGGAGUUUCCCGAGCUCGGACCAGAAGUACGAGGAGGUGUUCGUGUGUCAGGAACUAAUAUCUGCGAGCAUACGUACUUGGGUAAGUAUGUCCAUAGCGAGGAGGCAUAACGUACUUAUGUGCUGUAUUCCAUCGCGCGCACGACUCUCCGGAUGAGAAGACGAUACGAGUGCUUUGUGUAGAUCAUUCGCAGGUCGUUGCUGGAGAAAAUGAGCACAAUCUUUACAUUUGCUACUCGACGGUCGACGGCGCUAGCACGCUCGUCUCUCUACAUAUCUAUGGAACAACAGCU